This is a messenger RNA of Heteronotia binoei (common prickly gecko), 1500 nucleotides long. It is a transcript of the gene RAB3C, whose product is annotated as RAB3C, member RAS oncogene family. The record is from RefSeq and is a predicted model, not a curated record. Gene Ontology annotation, cellular component: endosome; plasma membrane; synaptic vesicle. Gene Ontology annotation, molecular function: GTP binding; GTPase activity. The transcript has 5 exons. Gene Ontology annotation, biological process: protein secretion; regulation of exocytosis; protein localization to plasma membrane. Lineage: Eukaryota; Metazoa; Chordata; Lepidosauria; Squamata; Gekkonidae. Bases 119 to 802 code for a protein of 227 amino acids.
CUGAUCUCUCCCAGCAGCUGUGCCGGGCGUGCAGCCUUGGGGUUCGCCGCUGCUGCUCCCGCUGCUGGUUUGAUCCGAGGGCCGAGGAAGCGGGAGAAAGGACGACGAGUGGCUGACGAUGAGGCACGAAGCUCCAGUGCAGAUGGCAUCUGCUCAGGACUCCAAGUAUGGCCAGAAGGACACAUCCGAUCAGAAUUUUGAUUACAUGUUCAAGCUGCUCAUCAUUGGCAACAGCAGUGUUGGGAAGACCUCCUUCUUGUUCCGUUAUGCUGAUGAUUCUUUUACAUCAGCUUUCGUAAGCACCGUCGGGAUUGAUUUCAAAGUAAAAACGGUUUUCAAAAAUGAAAAAAGAAUUAAGCUACAGAUCUGGGACACAGCGGGGCAGGAGAGAUAUAGGACAAUUACUACAGCCUACUAUCGGGGUGCAAUGGGCUUCAUAUUAAUGUAUGACAUCACCAAUGAAGAAUCCUUCAAUGCUGUGCAAGACUGGUCAACCCAAAUAAAAACCUACUCUUGGGAUAAUGCCCAGGUUAUUUUGGUCGGUAAUAAAUGUGACAUGGAAGAAGAACGGGUAGUUUCCAUGGAAAGAGGGAAACAUUUAGCGGAACAACUUGGUUUUGAAUUCUUCGAAACAAGCGCCAAGGAUAACAUCAAUGUCAAGCAGACAUUCGAGCGGCUUGUGGAUAUCAUCUGUGACAAAAUGUCAGAAAGUCUGGAGACAGAUCCUGCCAUUGCUGCUGGUAAACAGAAUACAAGACUAAGGGACACCCCUCCUCCACAGCAACCCAAUUGCGGCUGUUAAUAGAGUCAUCGUCGACAGAGGCAGCUCCAGUGUGUUCUUUUGCCAAUAGAGUAUUUACAUAUAGGGUCUUUAUGCCUUUAUUUAUAAUGUCUUACCAGUUCGUUGGGAGGGAUCUGUCUUAUUUAGCGUCCACUGCUGGUACAGUAUGUGCAUAGAGCUGUUUUGUGGAAACUGAUCACAAAUGUUUCAGGAAAGGACUGCCCUCCAGGUUCUCAGCAUCUGGCCUCUGCACGUAGAUGGCUGUUAGUCUUUUCUCUUAAUGUUUGCCCUUUCCUUGACGUAUAUCUAUUACUGUUACUUCAGCUGGUUCUGUGACCUCAGUCCCCAGUUUUGUCUAGAUGCUACUCUUCUUUCACCUGUUUCUGGUUACACUAUUUUGCCACUCUAGGGUGAUGAUCUAGAAGUUCAGAAGUAGGAUUCCCAUUGUCCAGAUCAAAGUUAACAUAUUGCAAGAGGCUAGAAAUCUCAUCACACAGGGACAGCUGUACCUUCCAAAUAUGUCACCAGAAUCUACAUUCUCCAGAGAACCUCAGUGAUGCAAGAUAACUUUACAACAGUGGUGCCCAGUACCAUGUUUGUGGGUACUAUGGUGUCUCCCAAGGUAUGUUCUGGUGCCCUCUUGCUUCUUUCUUGAAGCACUUCUCCCUCAAAGCAAAUAGCCAAACUUGGCUUUUCUCCACCUCACUGGAGGAGGUGCU